Messenger RNA from Pezoporus occidentalis (night parrot), 2063 nucleotides. It is a transcript of the gene SMPD1, whose product is annotated as sphingomyelin phosphodiesterase 1. Gene Ontology annotation, cellular component: lysosome. Lineage: Eukaryota; Metazoa; Chordata; Aves; Psittaciformes; Psittacidae. Gene Ontology annotation, molecular function: acid sphingomyelin phosphodiesterase activity. The coding region runs from base 44 to 1813 and encodes 589 amino acids. The transcript has 6 exons. Gene Ontology annotation, biological process: ceramide biosynthetic process; sphingomyelin catabolic process. The record is from RefSeq and is a predicted model, not a curated record.
CCUAUCACCGGAGCGCCCCCGCCGGCGGCGUCGUCCCUGGGCCAUGGCGGCCCCGGCGCGGCCCCGGCCGCGGUCCUGGUCGUUGGUCGCGGCGCUGUCGCUGUCGCUGUCGCUGCUGUCGCUGUCGCCAGUGUCGGCGGGGCCUCAGGACCCGCUGCUGGCCGUGGCGCCGCGCUGGGGCUGGCGGAACGUGUCGUGCCCCGUCUGCCGGGCGCUGUUCGGGGCGCUGGACGUGGCGCUGCAGCUGGAGCCCACGGUGUCGCGCGUGGGGCGCGUGGCGUCGCGGCUGUGCCAGGACCUGCGGCUGGCGCGCGCCGAGGUUUGCCGCGAGGCCGUGCAGCUCUUCCAGCGGGACGUGGUGUCGGCCUGGGCGCGCUCGGUGCUGCGGCCGGCCGAGGCCUGCGGGCUGCUGCUGGGGCCCCGCUGCGGCCACUGGGACAUCCUGGGCGACUGGAACGUGUCCCUCCCGGACACCCCGAAGCCGCCGGUGCGGCCGCCGGAGCCGCCGGCGCCGGGCGCUCCCAGUGCGCGCAUCCUGUUCCUCACGGACCUGCACUGGGACCGGCUCUACGCGCCCGGCAGCGCCGCCGCCUGCCCCGACCCGCUCUGCUGCCGCGGCGCCGCGCGUCCCGGGGCCCCCAGCGCCGGCUUCUGGGGGGAGUACGGGAAGUGCGACCUUCCGCUGCACACCAUCGAGCUGCUGCUGGAGCAGCUCCCCGCCGCCGCGCCCGUGGCCGCCGUCUACUGGACCGGGGACAUCCCGGCGCACGACGUGUGGCAGCAGAGCCGGCGGGACCAGCUGCGCGCCCUCAGCACCGUCACCGCGGCGCUGCGGCGGCGCCUCGGCACCGUGCCCGUGUUCCCGGCCGUGGGCAACCACGAGGCGACGCCGGUGAACGCCUUCCCCCCGCCGUACGUCCGGGGCAACCAGUCGGCAGCGUGGCUCUACGAUGCCAUGGCCCGGGAAUGGCAGCAGUGGCUGAGCCCUGACGCGCUCCAGACCCUGCGGGCCGGGGGGUUCUACACGGCCCAGGUCUGGCCGGGGCUGCGCCUGGUGUCCCUCAACAUGAACUUCUGCUCCCAGGCCAACUUCUGGCUUCUCAUCAACGCCACCGACCCCGCGGGGCAGCUCCAGUGGCUCGUGGGAGUCCUGGCAGCCGCUGAGCAUGCAGGGGACAAGGUGCACAUCAUCGGGCACAUCCCCCCGGGCCAUUGCCUGCGGAGCUGGAGCUGGAACUACUACCGCAUCGUCAGCAGGUUCGAGGGCACUAUCGCAGGGCAGUUCUUUGGCCACACACACGUGGAUGAGUUCGAGAUGUUCUACGACGACGAGACACUGACUCGGCCCGUGUCCAUUGCCUUCAUAGCCCCGAGUGUCACCACCUACAUCAACCUCAACCCCGGCUACCGCGUGUACGUGGUGGAUGGCUCCUACCCAGGCAGCUCCCACGCGGUGCUGGACCACGAGACCUUCAUCCUGAACCUGACAGAGGCUAACACACAGGGAGCCGUGCCGCACUGGCAGCUGCUGUACCGCGCACGUGAGACCUACGGGCUGCCCAGCGCCUUCCCGGCCGACUGGGACCGGCUGCUCCGGCGCUUCCAGGAUGAUGAGCAGCUCUUCCAGCGCUUCUGGUUCCUGCUGCACAAGGGCCACCCGCCACGGGCGCCGUGUGGGGCUGGCUGCAAGGCAGCGCUGCUCUGCGCCCUGCGCUCCGGCCGCUCUGAUGAUCCCGGCCUGUGCCGGCCCCUGCGCCCCACACUGCCCUUCGCACGCAUCCAGCAGCUCUGGCGGCAGCGGCGGCUCUGCUGAGCACCAGGAUGUGGGACACAGGACAUGGGGCUCUGCUGAGUGCUGGGACAUGGGGUGUGGGGUGCGGGCCAUGGGAUACAGGACACAGAACAUGGGGCUCUGCUGAGCACCGGCAUUCAGACAUGGGAUGCAGGAUGUGGGAUGCAAGACACGGGACAUGGGGCUCUGCUGAGUGCUGGGACUGGGCACCAGGGCGGCAACAUGGGACACCUCAUUGCCAUGUGCCAUCAAUAAAGGUGUGACAGACCCA